Messenger RNA from Spathaspora passalidarum NRRL Y-27907, 2880 nucleotides. It is a transcript of the gene MCD4, whose product is annotated as mannose-ethanolamine phosphotransferase. The transcript has a single exon. Bases 1 to 2880 code for a protein of 959 amino acids. Gene Ontology annotation, biological process: GPI anchor biosynthetic process. Gene Ontology annotation, cellular component: endoplasmic reticulum membrane. Gene Ontology annotation, molecular function: mannose-ethanolamine phosphotransferase activity. NCBI's taxonomy places the organism in Eukaryota, Fungi, Ascomycota, Pichiomycetes, Serinales, Debaryomycetaceae. The record is from RefSeq and is a predicted model, not a curated record.
AUGAAUAAGAACAGACAAUUACUUGUAUUUAUAGGGGUAUUAUUCCAUUUCUUAUACCUAUGGUCAAUAUUUGACAUUUAUUUUGUUCUGCCGUUGGUUCACGGUAUGAAUCACCAUUUGUCAACUGAAACUCCACCUGCCAAAAGAUUAUUCCUUAUAGUUGGUGAUGGAUUACGUGCUGACAAAACUUUUCAAAAGUUAACCCACCCAAAGACAGGUGAAGAUAAGUACUUGGCUCCUUAUUUACGUGGAAUUGUUCAAAAUAAUGGUACCUGGGGAAUUUCAAAGACUAGAAUGCCAACGGAAUCAAGACCGGGGCAUGUGGCCAUGAUUGCAGGUUUCUAUGAAGAUGUCUCCGCUGUUACCAAGGGUUGGAAAGAGAAUCCCGUGAAUUUCGAUUCAUUCUUUAAUCAAUCCAAACAUACUUAUUCAUUUGGUUCUCCCGAUAUCUUGCCAAUGUUUGCAUAUGGUGAUGGUGUUGUACCGGGCAGAAUUGAUGUGUGUAUGUAUGGGCAUGAAUUUGAAGAUUUCACUCAAAGUUCAAUUGAAUUAGACUCAUUUGUGUUUAAACAUUUUGACGACUUAUUAGCCAAUCUGACAGUUAAUCAAACUUUACAUGAUGAAUUACAUCAAGAUGGAAAUGUCUUCUUUUUACAUUUACUAGGUUGUGAUACUGCUGGGCAUGCAUAUCGUCCAUAUUCGGCAGAAUAUUAUGAUAAUAUUGAAUAUAUUGAUACGAAACUUGCCGAAUUGGUUCCUAAAAUCAACGAAUUCUUUGGUGAUGAUCAAACUGCGUUUAUCUUUACUGCAGACCAUGGUAUGAGUGAUUUUGGAUCUCACGGUGAUGGACAUCCUGAUAAUACACGUACUCCAUUAAUUGCAUGGGGAGCAGGGAUAAAUAAGCCAAAGAAAUUAACGGAUUUACCUGAACUGCAAGCUGUCAUACAAGAUCCAAUUAAUAGUGGAUUUGAGAAAGAUUAUUUCAAUACUUGGGAUUUUGAUCAUUUAGGAAGAUUUGAUGUUAAUCAAGCCGAUAUUGCCUCACUUAUGGCAUAUUUAAUUGGGGCACAAUACCCUGCAAAUUCAGUUGGAGAAUUGCCUUUGGGUUAUUUAGAUGCAACUCAAUCUACUAAAAUUAAGGCAUUAUAUGCCAAUGCAUUAGCAAUUGUUGAACAAUACAUUGUUAAGCAGGAUGAAGUACAAGAUCAUCAAUUUAAGUUUAAACCAUUCAAUCCAUUCGAAGAAAAACCAAUUACAAACUAUACUAGUGAAAUUGAAAAGUUGAUAGAAACCUUAAAUCAAGAUUUAGCUCAAGAUUUAAAAAUUGAAAUUGAACAUCAAGCAAUUUCUCUCGCUGAAGAAUUGAUGAAGAAAGCUUUAGAAGGGUUGACAUAUUUACAAACUUAUAAUUGGGCAUUACUUCGUUCAAUUGUCACAUUAGGAUUUUUUGGAUGGAUUCUUUAUUCAUUUAAUAUCUUUUUAAAAUUAUUCAUUUUGAACGAACUGGAUUUGGAAAAGUAUAAACUGAAAUCAUCAUAUAUUUUAAUUGGAAUAUUUGUUGCUAUUUCUGCCCUGAUUAACUAUUUGUUAUACUAUCAAAAUUCUCCAAUUAAUUAUUAUAUGUACACUUGGUUCCCAUUAUAUUUCUGGUACACUAUUUUAGAUGAGCAGGAGUAUUUUAAACAAGGGGUAGAUAUCUUCUUACAUGGUAUUUCGAGUUUCACCAGAAUUGUUCUUGUUGUUAUAUUUAUUGGAAUGUAUGAAGCAAUUGCCUACGGGUUUUUCCAAAGAUUUAUAUUUUCUGUUAUAUUUGUGUUAGUUGGGUUAUAUCCAUUGGCUGUCAACGGUUCCAAUUUGAUAAAUAAUAAAUUAAAAAUUUCAUGGUUUGCAAGUUGUUUCUUUAUGUGUUUUUUCACAAAUUCCAACCCGGUUAAGGUUGAAAGUUUGACUCAAAUUAACAUUGGUGGAAUAUUGUCAUUUGUUGUUGCAAUUAUGGGAGCAAAAAAAGUUUUUGUUAAUAAAGAAGUUGAUUAUAUUCAAAGGAAAUUAAUUUGGUAUCAAAUUCUAGCAAUUCCUAUAAUGUUGUAUGCUACCAAUGUUUCGGUUAUUUCAUUGCAAGCAAGGGAUGGGUUACCGCUUUUGUCGCAAAUACUUGGGUGGAUUACCUUUAUUGUUUCUAUUCUUGUAUUACCAAUUUUACACUCAACAGCCCCUUCAACAGACUAUGAAUUAAGGUUGUUGAUUAUAUUUUUAACAUUUACGCCUACAUUUAUUAUCCUUGCCAUUUCAUUUGAAGUAUUGUUCUAUGUGGGAUUUUCUUUAGUUUUAUUGCAGUGGUUGACUAUUGAAGAAUCGCUUAAAAUCCCUCAUGAAUCUAUUGUUAAAUCUCAAAAAGAAACAGGUAGGUUACCUGAAGGUUACUGGUUACAAGUUAUUAGAAUUGCAAUCAUUGGUUUCUUCUUUUUACAAAUUGCAUUUUUUGGUAUUGGUAAUGUUGCACUGAUUUCGUCAUUUUCUUUGGAUUCAGUGUACCGGUUGAUUCCUAUCUUUGAUCCAUUCUCAAUGGGGGCAUUAUUGAUGUUAAAAUUGAUCAUUCCAUAUGUUUUAUUAUCUACAUGUCUUGGAAUAAUGAAUCAUCAGUUAGAAAUCGAAAAAUUUACAAUUUCAAGUUUAAUUAUUUCAACUAGUGAUUUCCUAUCGUUGAAUUUCUUCUUCUUGGUUAGAACUGAAGGAAGUUGGUUAGAUAUUGGGGUUAGUAUUUCAAAUUAUUGUUUGGCAAUAUUAUCCUCGUUGUUUAUGUUGAUUUUAGAGUUAUUCAGUUCGUUGGUUUUAAAAGGUGUAAAAUAUGAACGUGUGGAUGUGUCCAAAAAACAAGAGUAA